GUUUUUUCAUCUUUUAGUCAAGUACUUAAAACUUCAAAGAGUUGUUUACAUUUGUACAUAAUUAGUGAGGUAGUCGGCCCGCGUGAGCUAGCUGUUUUCUGUUACUAUUAUUGUUGUUAACUUGUUACUUAUUUGCUGUAAAAAGAAAAGAAGAAGGAAUACAUUAAAGGGAGAACAUGUGUAUACCUCACCUUCUUUGGGGCACAGUAUCUUGAUAAAAUUGAGAUCUGUCUAUCAACAGUAUUACAUCUUAUGAUUAAAGUUGACUUCAUUUAUGACUUAUGGCUAACAAAACAGCUUCUACCUGUACAAGCACCCUAUUGAUGCUUGCUAUGUCUAGUCCUUAUUUACUUGUAAUCUAACAGAUUUAUUCAUUUAUUGAGUACGCUCCACAGGCUGGAAGAUGAAGUGCAUAAUCCACUUCCUCUACAUUUUGAACCGUUGCCAACAUCAAGAGAUGUGCUAUCUACAUUUCCUACUGCUGGAACCAUCUUAAGAAUGCGACUUGAUGUGAACUGCAGAACGGAUAUCCUUCAGUUGCUGAAAAUUGGUCAGCGGGUCAGAAAUUUUCAAUGCUUCACUCUCUUACCAUAUCCAUACAUGUCAGCAAUUAUGAUCGUCGAUCAAUACGUAAACUAGAUCGGAUGCCAUAUUGGAUUCAAUCUCCUGGACGCAGUUAACACAUUUUCCCUGGAACUUAUUGAAAUUUGUUUUUGAUGUUGUAUUUUUAAUUUUUGUAUGCCCUUGAUCAGAGGUUAACUGCAAUGAUGCGCCAUUUGUUACAUUGAUGGACCUUCUCACACAUCAAAAGGUAGCAAUGAAAUUCAGGUGUAUAAUCCGAGUUGAGGAUUUUCGAUCUCGUGGUAGAAUUUAUAGGGUUAGGUUUACCCUAGUGGAUCCAACUACCCGAAUCUAUGCUUAUGCUGAAGAUGGGGAGAAAAUUUUCAAUGCUUCAUCCACUGAUGCACCGAGACGGAAGCUAAUUCAAUUGCUUGGAGUGCCAUCAAAUGAUGGUGCCAGAAACCCGCCGUGGGUGCAGUGUUGCUUGAAGUUUCAUCCCGUCAAAAAGCGCAGUUGGAUAUGUGAUACAAAGCUUCUUGAUUAUCGAGGUUCGACUCUACUUGCUUUUGUAUGUAGCCAGCUUAGGUUAAGCUCAGGAGAAUCAAGGAAUUAGUUACUCUUUUGCUCUUGCUAACUGUUAUUUAU
Hibiscus syriacus is the source of this 1206-nucleotide messenger RNA. RefSeq names its product protection of telomeres protein 1b-like. The coding region runs from base 788 to 1174 and encodes 128 amino acids. Gene Ontology annotation, molecular function: G-rich strand telomeric DNA binding; telomerase inhibitor activity. The record is from RefSeq and is a predicted model, not a curated record. Gene Ontology annotation, cellular component: nuclear telomere cap complex. Gene Ontology annotation, biological process: regulation of telomere maintenance via telomerase; telomere capping. The transcript is spliced from 3 exons. NCBI's taxonomy places the organism in Eukaryota, Viridiplantae, Streptophyta, Magnoliopsida, Malvales, Malvaceae.